UCCCUUGGUUCCGUGGCACUGAGGAAGUCUGAGAACAUUGAUUUCAAAUUCCACUUCAAUUUCUUCAGCAUUGACUUUAAUGAAGAGUUGGUUGCCUUCUAUGGUGGCAGUCUCCAGAAACAGACCAAGUUUGUGCAUGAAUGCAUUAAAGUAAUUCUGAAGCUCUACAAGGACCAAGAGCUUCCUGUCAGCAGAGUUGCCAUCGUGGGACACUCAAUGGGAGGCCUAGUUGCACGUGCUCUGCUUACGCUGCAAGACUUUAAUCCAGAUCUGAUAAGCCUCAUUAUAACCCAAGCUACACCUCACAUUGCACCAGUGCUGACAGUAGAUCGUUAUUUGUUAGAUUUUUAUGACACUGUGAAUAGCUACUGGCUUCUAAAUGCUAACACUGUGAAAAAUGUAACGGUGCUAUCUGUUGGAGGUGGUUUCCGGGAUUAUCAAGUUCGUUCAGGACUAACCAUUUUGCCAUCUUUGAAUAUCCACAACACUACCAUAUCUGUCGUGAGUUCUGCUGUUCCUCGGGUUUGGAUCUCAACAGAUCACCUUGCCAUAGUAUGGUGCAAAGAACUUGUAUUAUCUACUGUGAGAGCUUUGUUUGAUCUUGUGGAACCAGACAGCAAUCAGAUAACACAGAAUCAAGAAAAGAUGAAGUUCAUACUGAGUCAUCACUUUGUUAAACACACAGCUGUUGACCAUGAAGAAGAAGCUGAUUCUAUGAGCCCAUUUUUUGGUUUGAAAUCUGUCUGGACGGAAAUAGGGUCUUCUUCAUGGUCGUACUCUGGUUCCAAUGAGCCUAGGGGGAAAUAUUUUAGUUUCCCUGUUUUAAGUCACAGAAGAAACUUCAGUCACUUCCACUGUCAAAGCAGUGUUUUGGAUGGGAGUCCCUGGCUUUAUGGCUGCACAAAGAGCGAUAUAUCUGUUUGCCUGGAAGGCAUGGAUUUAUCACUGGAAAGUGAACUGCUACCAACAUUCAAGAUUGUGACUCUGAGUCUGAAUCACUACCUUAACUUGUCUCAUAUCAUUGUUUAUAUCCCAAGAACCAAUGGCAACAAAGAGUUCACUUUGCAUUGCGAGUUCUUUUCAGAAGAGUCCAGAACAGCAACCACACAAGUACCGAAUGUGUUUUCUUUUGGAAUAUCUGCAAGCAAAGUUGAUUUCACUUCCAGUGGUUUGAUGCACACUUUGCAGCUCCAAGACUUUAAUCAGAUAUACCAGGCUUUUACAGUCUAUGUUGAAAGCAAGUGCCACUCACUCACAGAAGAAUUACCCAGUGUGUAUAGAUGGCAUAUUCCUUGGUCCAAUGAAGAUUCUUUUACUGCGGUGAGUGUCCCAUCCAGUGUUGAAAUUUCAGCGAAAUUGCACGUUGCACGCCCAGUGAAUGACAGCUCUGUGUCUGUGCUGCAUCUUUAUACAAGUCGAGAUUGUCAAUAUCAGAUUACUAUACGAACAUCAUUCUUUCAAGUCCUUGGGCAAGUAAUAAGAUUCCAUGGUGUUUGUCUUCCAGUUUACAUUGUUUCUAACAUCCUUCUUGGCUACGGGAGACAGUUAAGUAAUGUUCUUUCAACAGGUCACAGUGUUGAAUUUGAUGUUGCACUGGAUUCAGCUGCUAAACCUUACAAAGUUGACCCUAUCGUGAAUGUUCUUAAACUUCUCUUAAGGUUUACGUGGUUUAACACAGUAUGGGCCUUGCUGUUCUUACCAGAAUUGGAUGCUGUUAUUCUGACAAAUCAAGGCAAUUGGUAUCCACUGGUUUCAUUAUUUCUUUUCCUAUUUGGGACUGGGAUCGCUUACUGGAGUUGCAUCCUGUUUCACUUCUUCCUCAAACUUUUGUCUUCUUUAUGGGGUGCUCUUAGAAGACCCUCUGUUGUCUCUGAACAUGGUCGAUUAAUCACGCCUGGAGGAUUAGGCCUCAUAAUUUUCCUGAACAUCAUCAGCUGGAUGACUUGUGGUGCUUUUGCUCUACUGGUUAUUUACCUUCUUUAUGUAUUCAAGGUUGUUGGUCUGCUGACAUUAAUACGGACUUUGAAAAAUGUGCUCAAUUUGGCCCCCAAACGGAAAGCAGAAAAUGAAAAAGCAGUGGAUUCCAGGAAUGUCCCAGAAAACUGUGGAGUCAAGGAAUGCCCUUUACCAAAUGCCAGGCUACCUGCUCUUGGAAGAGAUAAAUUUGUUUCUGUUUCUGCUAUUGAUGAAGCAGUGGACAAUCUCAGAAUGCACUUCACAGUCUUGAACUUGGUGACAUGGGCUGUCUUGCUUAGUGCACCAUCGUUAACUUAUUGGUUUAAGAAUCUCAGGUAUGAAAAAAGACUUGAUCCAGACCCCUGCAGGCAUGUAGCGACAGUCCUCAUCAUUGCCCUGGGAAUUCUAAUUAAGUCAAGUACUGCAUCCAUGAAAACAAGCAAACUGCUAAAGCAUGUGGCAAGAAUACAGCUUCCGGUAUCUGUUGCAGUGGUGGCCUUUGGACUUGUACAUUUGUACAGAGUUUCUUAUUUUAUAGCAUUUUCAUUAGUUCUACAUGCAUUGUCUUGUUUUGUGUAGUUAUUUUUUAUAUAAAAUAGUCCAUUAUGUAAGAAGCGUUAAAGGAGUAUUGGGUGUUGCCCAGCAGCAAAAGUGUUGAAAAUGUGAAAGAAAAAGAAAUUAUUUUGAAACUUGUAUUGAAUAUGCCCAGAGCUUCCUUUUCCAAAAAUGUGUCUUUCACAUAAAAAUGAUUUAUCAUGAAUUUUAA
Messenger RNA from Protopterus annectens (West African lungfish), 2722 nucleotides. It is a transcript of the gene PGAP1, whose product is annotated as post-GPI attachment to proteins inositol deacylase 1. Lineage: Eukaryota; Metazoa; Chordata; Ceratodontiformes; Protopteridae. Gene Ontology annotation, cellular component: endoplasmic reticulum. Gene Ontology annotation, molecular function: phosphatidylinositol deacylase activity. The coding region runs from base 217 to 2535 and encodes 772 amino acids. The transcript is spliced from 25 exons. Gene Ontology annotation, biological process: GPI anchor metabolic process; endoplasmic reticulum to Golgi vesicle-mediated transport. The record is from RefSeq and is a predicted model, not a curated record.